Molecule: messenger RNA, 1673 nt
Organism: Capsella rubella
Lineage: Eukaryota; Viridiplantae; Streptophyta; Magnoliopsida; Brassicales; Brassicaceae
Product: UDP-glycosyltransferase 75D1
Exons: 1
Coding region: 105-1532 (475 amino acids)
Molecular function (GO): UDP-glycosyltransferase activity
Source: RefSeq, a predicted model, not a curated record
UCACUUAGAUCUGUCAUCUGUGUCAGUAUUAAUCUCUCUAUAAAUCGAAACCUGUUCAUGUAUUAGUCUUUUCAUUACUAUAAGUCUAAAAGUCUAAAACAAAAAUGGACAACAACGACUCGAAGACACUCGCCGGUCCACACUUUCUAUUCGUAACGUUUCCAGCACAAGGUCACAUCAACCCAUGUCUCGAGCUAGCCAAACGUUUCGCCGGAACCAUCCCCGGAGCUAGAGUCACCUUCGCCGCCCCGGUCUCCGCUUACAACCGCCGCAUGUUUUCUCAAGAAAACGUCCCUGAAACCCUAACCUUCGCUACAUACUCGGACGGCUACGACGACGGCUACAAAUCCUCUACUUCCACCGACAAGUCUCGUCAAGACGCGGCUGCGAACUACAUGUCUGAUAUGAGAAGACGUGGCAAAGAGACACUAGCCGAACUUAUAGAAGAUAACCGGAGGCAGAACCGUCCUUUCACUUGUUUGGUUUACACGAUUCUUCUCACUUGGGUUGCUGAGUUAGCGCGUGAGAUUCACCUUCCUUCGGCUCUUCUUUGGGUUCAACCUGUUACAGUCUUGUCCAUCUUUUACCAUUACUUCAAUGGUUACGAAGAUGCACUUUCUGAGUUGGGUAAUAACCCCUCUGGUUCUAUUCAAUUACCGUCUCUGCCACUGCUCUGUCUCCGUGAUCUUCCUUCAUUCAUUCUCUCAUCCAACGUCUACGCGUUUCUUAUACCGGCGUUUCGAGAACAGAUUGAGUCAUUGAAAGAAGAAGCAAACCCUAAGAUCCUCAUCAACACUUUCCAAGAGCUUGAGCCAGAAGCUAUGAGCUCUGUUCCUGAUAAUAUCAAGAUUGUCCCCAUCGGUCCGUUGAUAACCUUGAGAACUGAUUCUUCGAGUCACGGUCAUGAGUACAUAGAGUGGUUGGAUACGAAACCGGAUUCGUCUGUGCUUUAUGUUUCGUUCGGGACUCUUGCCGUGCUGAUCAAGAAACAGCUUGUUGAGCUUUGCAAGGCGUUGAUUAAGAGUCGGAGGCCGUUCUUGUGGGUGAUUACGGAUAAGUUUUACAGAAGUAAAGAAGAUGAGCUAGAGAAAGAAGAAGAUUUGAUAAGUAGUUUCAGAGAAGAGCUCGAUGAGAUCGGAAUGGUGGUUUCUUGGUGCGACCAGUUUAGGGUUUUGAAUCAUAGAUCGAUAGGUUGUUUCGUGACGCAUUGCGGGUGGAACUCGACGUUGGAGAGCUUGGUAUCAGGAGUUCCGGUAGUGGCGUUUCCACAGUGGAAUGAUCAGUUGACGAACGCGAAGCUUUUAGAAGAUAGUUGGAAGACAGGUGUGAGAGUGAUGGAGAAGAAGGACGAGGAAGGAGCUGUGGUGGUGGAUAGUGAAGAGAUAGGUCGAUGCAUUGAGGAAGUGAUGGAGGAGAAAGCGGAGGAGUUUAGAAGAAACGCCGAGAGGUGGAAGGAUUUAGCGGCUGAGGCGGUGAGAGAAGGUGGCUCUUCCUUUAACAAUCUCAAAGCUUUUGCCAAUGAGCAUAUGUGAUUCAGUCUCAUUGCUUUCGUUGAUCUGUUGUAGAAUUGAGAUAUACUAUACCAUCAUUAUUUGUGCUGUCUGUUUUAGCAGAUGGUUCCAUAUCAUCAUCAUGUGAAAUAAAAUGACAAAACCACAAUACAAUAUUAACCA